Messenger RNA from Sciurus carolinensis (gray squirrel), 2046 nucleotides. It is a transcript of the gene Prss23, whose product is annotated as serine protease 23. Bases 264 to 1424 code for a protein of 386 amino acids. The transcript has 2 exons. Lineage: Eukaryota; Metazoa; Chordata; Mammalia; Rodentia; Sciuridae. The record is from RefSeq and is a predicted model, not a curated record. Gene Ontology annotation, molecular function: serine-type endopeptidase activity. Gene Ontology annotation, biological process: proteolysis.
UCGGGAGGCGCGGGGGGCGGACCCGCCCGCAGCCGGAGCUGCUCGCCGGCUCGCUAGCAUUCGGUCGCGCCGCGGGGCAGGCAUGGGAGCCGUGUGCGCCCUCUCCGCGCCCACACCUGUCUGAGCUGCUCAGAGACCUGCGGCCCUGGCGGGCUGCUCCGCACGGGUGAGUGCGGGCGCGGGCUUGGGGCGUCCGCCGGGGCGCUGGGGGACUUAGGAGCCUGGAGGAGCGGGACAAAGGGCCGGGUGCGCGCAAGGUGGGAAUGGUGCCCAGCAUGGCGGAGAUUCCAGGGGUCCUCUUCCUUCUCCUCCUGCUCUGUGUUGUUGGGCAGGUGAGUCCCUAUGGUGCCUUCUGGAAACCUACUUGGCCUGCUUACCGCCUCCCUGUAGUCUUGCCCCAGUCUACCCUCAACUUAGCCAAGCCAGACUUUGGGGCUGAAGCCAAAUUGGAAGUGUCUUCCUCAUGUGGACCCCAGUGUCACAAGGGAACGCCUCUGCCCACAUAUGAAGAGGCCAAACAGUACCUGUCUUAUGAAACACUCUAUUCCAAUGGUAGCCGCACAGAGACUCAGGUGGGCAUUUAUAUCCUCAGCAAUGGCAGAGGUGGAGCUCAAUACCAAGACUCUGAGUCUUCAGGAAGGUCUCGGAGGAAGCGGCAGAUUUACGGCUAUGACAGCAGAUUCAGCAUUUUUGGGAAGGACUUCCUGCUGAACUACCCUUUCUCAACCUCAGUGAAGUUAUCUACAGGCUGCACUGGCACUCUGGUAGCAGAGAAACACGUCCUCACAGCUGCCCACUGCAUACAUGAUGGGAAAACCUACGUGAAAGGAACACAGAAACUUCGAGUGGGCUUCCUGAAGCCUAAGUUUAAAGAAGGUGGUCGAGGGGCCAACAAUUCCAGCUCAGCCUUGCCUGAGAAGAUGAAAUUUCAGUGGAUCCGAGUGAAACGCACCCAUGUGCCUAAGGGUUGGAUCAAAGGCAAUGCCAAUGACAUUGGCAUGGAUUAUGACUACGCCCUCUUGGAACUUAAAAAGCCUCACAAGAGAAAGUUCAUGAAGAUUGGGGUGAGCCCUCCUGCUAAACAGCUACCUGGGGGCAGAAUUCACUUCUCUGGCUAUGACAAUGAUCGACCAGGUAAUUUGGUGUACCGCUUCUGUGAUGUCAAAGAUGAGACCUAUGACCUGCUCUACCAGCAGUGUGAUGCCCAGCCUGGGGCCAGUGGGUCAGGGGUCUAUGUGAGGAUGUGGAAGAGACAGCAGCAGAAGUGGGAGAGAAAAAUUAUUGGCAUCUUUUCAGGGCACCAGUGGGUGGACAUGAAUGGUUCUCCACAGGAUUUCAACGUGGCUGUUAGAAUCACCCCUCUCAAAUAUGCUCAGAUUUGCUAUUGGAUUAAAGGAAACUACCUGGACUGUAGGGAGGGGUGAUACAGUGCUCCUUCCGGCAGCACUUAAUGGUCUUCAUGUACUCAUUGUAGGAGAGGCCAAAUUUUAUCAUUGGCUCAUAUACACACACACACACGUGUGUGUGAUGUGUCAUGUAACAUCCUUUACCUGAUUUCUUAAAAUUGUAGGAUGACUGACUUUAUUAUUUGCAAACUUGUUUGUGUAUCAUAUCAUUUAAGCAGUUCAAAAGCAUAUUUUUGCAUAGAAAUAAAAACAUACUGAUGUUUGGGGCAAUAGGAAAUAUUUGACAAUUAAGUUAAUCAUUCACCUCUUUGAGAACUUUGGUUUUUAUUUCAUCUGAACUUGUUUCAAAGGUUUAUAUUAAAUAUGUGGCAUACAGGAGAUGUGAAUUCUUAUGUGUGUAUGUGUUUUCUUCUGGGAUUCAUUUCUUGGUAUUUUUUAAAUUCCUGAUGAUUAAAGCUUCCAGAUGGUAGUGUAUCCACCACAUAUAACUCUUAGGAACUUCACAGCACUUCUUAGGCAACUGUAAUAUUUUGGAUUUGGAGGCAUUUGCAUAUUAGUCCUUGAACAGUAAAAUAAUUUAUUGGCUCUAUUAAUACACAUGUUCAACUAUAUCUGACAAUAAACUGGCAUUUCAAGCUGC